Gallus gallus (chicken) is the source of this 1325-nucleotide messenger RNA. RefSeq names its product selenoprotein S (gene SELENOS). Gene Ontology annotation, cellular component: Derlin-1 retrotranslocation complex; Derlin-1-VIMP complex; endoplasmic reticulum membrane. Gene Ontology annotation, biological process: endoplasmic reticulum unfolded protein response; retrograde protein transport, ER to cytosol. NCBI's taxonomy places the organism in Eukaryota, Metazoa, Chordata, Aves, Galliformes, Phasianidae. The record is from RefSeq and is marked reviewed.
GGGGCGGCUCCCGGACGUGAGGCGGCAGCGGGGCCAUGGAGCUCGGGGACCGCGGCGGGGCCGGGCCCGGCCCCGGGAAACCGGCCCUGGAGCGAGAGGGCCUCGAGCUGCUGCAGCACACGGUGGGCGCCCUGCUGUCGAGCUAUGGCUGGUACAUCCUCCUGGCCUGCGUCGCCAUCUAUCUCAUCGUCCAGAAGAUAUCCCCAUACUUGAGGAUGAGGCCCAGCAGCCAGCAAGGAGCAACUGGCGCAGCUGUCGAGCCCGACAUGGUGGUAAGAAGACAAGAAGCUUUGUUGGCGUCUCGCCUGAGGAUGCAAGAGGAGUUGAAUGCACAAGCAGAAAGAUACAAAGAAAAACAAAGACAGCUUGAAGAACAGAAGCGAAGGCAGAAGAUAGAAAUGUGGGAAAGCAUGCAAGAAGGAAAAAGUUAUAAAGGAAACCUGAAACUGAGUCAGCAAGAAGCAGAAUCUGGUGCCUCCACCUCAUCAGCAGUCCCGAAAUCUAAACCAAACAAGAAGCCCUUGCGAGGAGGUGGCUAUAACCCCCUGUCUGGAGAAGGAGGUGGAACUUGUUCCUGGAGACCGGGCCGCAGGGGCCCCUCUGCGGGUGGAUGAGGCUAACCUGCCUGGGGUCCCUUCAGCAUACCCACUGUCUGCCUGCCUACAGUUUGCAUGUCACACUGACUCCUUUGGGAUUUGUUUGAGCGUGGGUGUUAACACAGAUUUACACCAUUUCUGAGUAUUAACAGCAGCGGAUGCUACACGGGGAAAAAUAUCUGAUCCUCUUAGAGAGGAUGAAGGAAGAAACAAUGUCAGUAUAGUUAGUCACUUUAUUUUCUCCUUAGUGAGGAAGCAGUUUUCAGCCAGGAUGAUCGCUUGUGGUUGUGAAAGCUGGGUUCUAUGGCUGGCCGUGCAGUAGUCUGGCCUCAAACAAAUCAAUGUCUAGACCUCUGUUUACCUGCUUAAAAUGAGGGGAUUCACCAACCUUAGACGUGUAAUGGGAUUUACAGUUUGUCUGGAAGGUAUAUAUAGGAGGGAAGGAUAUUCUCAUUGGCAGACAGGUUCAAUUUUAGAAGGAGGGACUUUAAGGAAACCUGGAUGAACUGACAGGUGUGUUGGGUUUGCACCAGAAGCUCGUUACUGCGGGAGAGUCUCUGUGACAAGCUGCUCUGUAUGAUGUUUUCCUUAUAAAUGGUAAACAAACCAAUGAGGAUUACUGAUGCUAGACAGCAGAUGGGGGUUUCUUGCUAUUCUUUUUUUUUAUUUUCAACUGCUUUGUAAAAACGAUACAAUUAAUAUUAAAUAUAAUUGCAAACAAAUCAUAAA